Messenger RNA from Heterocephalus glaber (naked mole-rat), 7436 nucleotides. Lineage: Eukaryota; Metazoa; Chordata; Mammalia; Rodentia; Bathyergidae. The record is from RefSeq and is a predicted model, not a curated record.
AUGCUGUCCUGGAAUUUGUCUGUUGCCAGCUCCCCAGUGGAGAACGUGAUCCUACACUGGUGUAUCCAAGGAUGUUACUUUUGGAGCUCUGUAGAUCAGGAAAACUGUGCUGUCAAGUGUAAUGAUACUUACAUCGCUGUUUCUGAGCGAGAGGCCUGUAAAGUCGGCUGCAGCAGCGUGGAAGGUGCCUACGAGGAGGAGGUGCUGGAAAACACAAACCUCCCUACUGCACCCUUUGCUUCUUCCAUCGGAAGCCAUAGUGUGACUUUACUGUGGAAAUCUGCCAAUAUCUCUGAAGUGAAAUACAUCAUUCAGUGGAAAUAUGCACAACUUCCAGGAAGAUGGAUUUACGCUGAGACCGUGUCCAGGAUCUCCUGCAUGGUGCGGGCCCUGCGCCCCUUCACAGAAUAUGUUUUUCGAGUAGUUUGGAUCUUCACAGCCCAGAUGCGGCUUUCUUCUCCUACGAGCCCAAGAUACAGGACUCAUCCUCAUGGAGUUCCUCAAACUGCACCUCUUAUUCGGAAUAUUGAGAGCUCUGGCCCUGACACCGUGGAAGUCAGUUGGACUCCACCCCAAUUCCCAGGUGGACCUAUUCUGGGUUAUAAUUUACGACUGAUCAGCAAAAAUAAUAAAUUCGAUUCAGGGACACAGAGAACCAGUUUCCAGUUUUAUUCUACUCUUCCAAAUACCACCUACAGGUUUUUUGUCGUAGCAGUAAAUGAAGCUGGUGAGGGGCCAGAAGCAGAAUCUGGCAUGCAUACUGUCUGAAAACCGUGCUGUUUUUCAAUUCAAGAAGAGGAGCAGUGGCUCUUUUUAUCCCGAAAAAUGUCUCUAAGAAAGAGAUCUCUGAAACACUUAGUAGAUGAAGCACAUUGUCUUUGGUCAGAUGCUAUACACCAUAAUAUUACAGGUAUAUCAGCUCAUGUGGAUCGGCAAGUUGUUUAUUUCUCUGAGGGAACUCUCAUAUGGAUGAAGGAGGCUGCCCGUAUGUCUAAUGUGUCUGACCUGAGAGUGUUCUACAGAGGUUCAGGGCUGAUUUCUUCCAUUUCCACAGACUGGCUUUACCAGAGAAUGUAUUUCAUCAUGAAUGACCUGGUAUAUGUUUGUGAUUUAGAGAUCUGCUCAAACUUUGAGGAAAUUACUCCGGCCUCUAUUAUAGCACCUCAAAAACUUGUGGCUGAUGCCUACAAUGGGUACAUCUUUUAUCUCCUGAGAGAUGGCAUUUACAGAGUCGAUCUCCCUGGGCCAUCUGUCAGAGAUGCCAAACCUGUGCGCAUCGUGGAGAGUUGCACAUUAAAAGACUUUGCAAUAAAACCACAGUCCAAGCGGAUCAUUUACUUCAAUGACACCUCCCAAGUCUUCAUGUCAACAUUUCUGGAUGGCUCUGCUUCCUGUCCUGUCCUUUCUCAGUUCCCCUUUGCUGAUGUGCAGAGCUUUGCUUGUGAAAACAAUGACUUCCUUGUGACAGAUGGCAAAGCCAUUUUCCGACAGGACUCUAUGUCUUUUAAUGAGUUCAUUGUGGGAUGUGACCUGAGUCAUGUAGAAGAAUUUGGGUUUGGUAACUUGGUCAUCUUCAGUUCCUCCGUCCAGCCACACCCUGUCCCACAUCACCCAAGGGACAUCUCUGUGCUGUUUGGGUCUCACCAGGCCCUUGUUCAGUGGAAGCCUCCUGCCCUCCCCAUUGGAGCCAGCCCUUCCGCCUGGCAGAACUGGACUUACGAGGUACAGGUAUCCACCCAGGACCUUCCUGAGUCUACUCACACUUUCUCUAACAUACGGGGAGCCAUGCUUAAUAUACCUGGGCUGCAGAGUGCUGUGAAAUACAAGGUCUCUGUGCAAGCAAGUUCUCCCAAGGGGCCAGGCCCCUGGUCAGAGCCCUGGGUGGGCACAACCCUUGUGCCAGCUACAGAGCCACCACUUAUCAUGGCUGUGAAAGAAGAUGGGCUUUGGAGUAAAGCACUGAGCAGCUUUGGCCGGGCAGAGUUCUCAUCCUCUGACAUAGGGAAUGUGUCAGACAUGGAUUGGUAUAACAAUAGCCUGUACUAUAGUGACACCAGAGGAGAGGUUCACGUGUGACUGCUGAGUGGAUCAGGGGUCUCAGAGAGCCAUCGCAUCCCCAGCAUUGCAGGGGCAGGAGCUUUGGCUUUUGAGUGGUUGGGUCGCUUUCUCUACUGGGCUGGAAAGAUGCACGUGAUCCAAAGGCAGUCUGUGCUGACGGGACACAGCGACAUGGUCACGCAUGUGAAGCUGUUGGUGAAUGACAUGGCGGUGGACUCCGUGGGUGGAUACCUCUACUGGACCACACUCCACUCAGUUGAGAGCACCAGGCUGAAUGGAGAGAGUGCUCUUGUCCUCCAGGCACAGCCUUGGUUGUCUGGGAAAAAGGUUAUUGCUCUCACUCUGGACCUCAGUGAUGGGCUCUUGUAUUGGUUGGUUCAGGACAGUCAGUGUAUUCACCUGUACAUGGCUGUUCUCUGAGGACAGAGCACCGUGGACAUCAGCAUCACGGAGUUUGCGGCCUGGAGUACUUCUGAAAUUUCCCAGAAUGCUCUGAUGUACUACAGUGGCAGGCUGUUCUGGAUCAACGGCUUCAGGAUGAUCACAGCUCAGGAAAUAGGGCAGAGAACCAGUGUGUCUGUGUCAGAAGCGGCCAGAUUUAGUCAUUUCACAAUCAUUCAGACGUCCCUCAAGCCUCUGCCCGGAAACUUUUCCUCUACCCCUAAGGUUAUCCUGGAUUCUGUUCCGGAGUCUUCAUUUAGGACGGAAGGAAAUGCUUCAGCUUUUCAAGUCCUGUGGAGCACUCCCCCCAAGGUGGACUGGGGCGUGGUUUUCUACAGCGUGGAAUUCAGUGCUCACUCCAAGUUCCUGGCUAGUGAAAAACAGCUUUUACCUGUAUAUACUGUGGAAGGGCUGGAGCCAUAUGCCUUAUUUAACCUUUCUGUCACUCCUUACACCUACUGGGGAAAGGGCCCCAAAACAUCUCUAUCACUUCGAGCACCUGAAACAGUUCCAACUACACCAGAAAACCCCAGAAUGUUUGUAUUACCGAGUGAAAGAUCCCUCCACAAGAAUGAAGUUGUGGUAGAGUUUAGGUGGGACAAACCUAAGCAUGAAAAUGGAGUGUUGACAAGAUUUGAAAUUUUCUACCAUAUAUCCAACCAAAGUGACACAAGCAGAACAUCCAAAGGCUGGAUUGCUGUCAAUGUCACUUCCUCAGUGACAUCUUUUCAACUUGAGGCCAUGAGUCCUGGGUACAUUGUUGCCUUCCAGGUUCGAGUCUACACAUCCAAAGGCCCAGGGCCGUUUUCUGACAUAGUGAAGUCUAAAGCAUCAGAAAUCAACUCAUUUCCUUACCUCAUGUCUUUCUUUCACAAUGAGAUAGUGCUGUUAGAUAUGGACCAAAAUCAAGUUGUGUGGACAUUUUUGGCAGAAAGAGACAUCAGCGCCCUGGGCUACACAGCUGAUGAUGAGAUGGGUUAUUUUGCCCUAGGAGACUCCCUCUUCCUUCUGAACUUGCGCAACCGUUCUAGCUCUGAGCUUUUCCGAGAUGCACGCAUCUCUGGCAGCACACUCAUCACAGUCAGCUGGGUUUCAAGGCACCUCUACUUUGUGCUGAAAGAAUCACACGGAACACAAAUAUUUGAUGUUGAUCUUGAGCACAAGGUGAAACGCCCCAGUGAACUGAAGAUUUGUAACAGGAACUCAACAAUAGUUUCCUUUUCUGUAUAUCCUCUUUUAAGUCGCUUAUAUUGGACAGAAGUUUCCGAUGUGGGCUAUCAGAUGUCCUACUACGGCACCAUCAGUCAUACCUUGCAUCACAUUCUGCGACCCACAGCCACAGACCAACAAAAUGGAAGGGUCUGUUGUUCUUGUAAUGUGACUGAAUUUGGCUUAAGCGGAACAAUGGCUGUUGAUACCUGUGACCUAGAGAAGCCAUGGAUAUACUUUGCCAAAGGUCAAGAGAUCUGGGCCAUGGACCUGGAAGGGUGCCAGUGCUGGCGAGUCAUCCUGGUGCCUGCUGUGUGGGGAAAAGCCCCUGUUAGUUUAACUGUGGAUAAAGACUUUAAAUAUUGGAUCAUCACAGUGACAGACAACACACAGGUUUAUCAAGCAAAGAAGAGGGAUAGGGCCAGCGUUUCCCAGGUGAAGCCCCUGAGGAGUCAGUGCAUCCUGGCAUACAGUCCUGCCACGCAGCCUCUCCCAAGUAAAGCAUUUCUGUUUCUAGCUUCACAUACAGCGGAACCAGCUAUACUUAAUGCCACCAAUAGCAGCUUCACAGUCGCAUUGCCUCCAGCCAAGACACAGCAUACUUGGAAUGGCCUCUCUGGCCCAACCCCAGCACACCUGGUUUAUUAUGCAGAACUGAAUGGAAGCACAAACAACUCUCACCUGAAGUAAAAAAUACUGGAAUCUCAGGAGAGGAUAGCUCUUAUUGAAGGUUUACAACCAUUUUCAACAUACAUAAUAAAAGUGGCUAAAAAGAAUUAUUAUUCAGAUUCUCGAGAACACUUACCGCUGGGACAAGCUAUCUGGGGAAAGACUAGAAGUGGGGUUCCGGGGGCCGUUCAGUCCGUUAACACGACUGUGCUGUCAGGCACCACCCUUGUGUCCCGGAGAGAAUCUCAGCAGCCGAAUGGGCCUGGAGAGUCAGUCCGCUGUCAGCUGGCAAUCUCGUACCUGCUCAUCCCCGAGGCUCCUCUAAGACAAAGCCAGUACCCGGAUGCAAGGCUCCCUGUCCUGCUUGCGAGCCUGUCUGGUGGACAGCUGUAUGGUCUGAAGGUUCUGGCCUGCCACUCCGAGGAAGUGCGGUGCACUGAGAGUCGCCCCGUCACUGCCAAAAUGCUUGGCACACCAGAGAAACCGCAUGCCACGGCUCUGGAGAACAUUAGUUUGCAGUUAGAUUGGAAGGGUCCACCCAAUGGCAACCUCAUCCGAUUUUGGUUUGAACUCCAAAAGUGGAAAUACAGCAAGUUUUCCCAUGUCAAAGCUUCCUGCAGCCAGGGUCUCGCCUAUGUCUGCAACGUCUCAGGUCUCCAGCCCUACGCCUCCUGCAGGGUCCGAGUCGUGGUGGUGUAUACGGCAGGAGAAAGGAGCGUCUCACUGCCCGAAGGCUUCCAGACCACAGCUGGAGUCCCAAGCAAACCAGGCAUUCCCAAACUAUUAGAAGGGAGUAAAUGUUCAAUACAGUGGGAAAAAGCUGAAGAUGAUGGGAGUGGCCUUAUGUAUUAUCUCCUUGAGAUCAGAAAGAUCACUUCAAAUGACUCACAGAACCAGAAUUUAAGGUGGAAGAUGACAUUUAAUGGAUCCUGCAGUAGCAUUUGCACGUGGAAGUUCAAAAACCUGAAAGGAACGUUUCAGUUCAGAGUAGUAGCUGUAAAUCAUCUUGGAUUUGGUGACUACAGUGGAGUCAGUGAAAAUAUUAUCCUAGUGGGAGAUGAUUUGUGGAUACCAGAUACAAGUUUUAUACUUACCACCAUAAUUGGAGUAUUUCUGGUUAUUACAAUCCUGUUCACCUUUGUCUGGCAUAAGGGAUUGAAAAAUCAGAAGACGUCUAAGGAAGGACUCACGGUUCCAACUCCGGAAGUCAAAGAGUUGGCAGAGCUGUGCGGUCCGGUGGCCAGAGUGGGGCUGGCCAGUGCUUGCUGUGCAAUAGAUACUCUUCCGAUCCAAGAGGAGAUUGAGAAUCUUCCUGCCUUCCCGUGGGAGAGGCUGACUCUGCGUGUCUUGUUGGGCAGUGGAGCCUUUGGAGAAGUGCAUGAAGGCACGGCCGCGGACACCUUAGGAGUUGGAAGUGGAGAAACCAAAGUAGCAGUGAAGACUUUGAAGAGGGGUGCCACAGACCAGGAGAAGGUCGAAUUCCUCAAGGAGGCUCAUCUGAUGAGCAAGUUUGAUCACCCCAACAUUCUGAAGCAGCUCGGCGUCUGUCUGUUGAAUGAGCCCCAGUACCUCAUCCUGGAGCUGAUGGAAGGGGGGGACCUUCUCACUUAUUUACGUAAAGCCCGGCUGACAAUGUUCCAUGGCCCUUUACUCACCUUGGCUGACCUUGUUGACCUGUGUGUGGAUAUUUCAAAAGGCUGUGUCUACUUGGAACAGAUGCAUUUCAUCCACAGGGAUCUGGCAGCUCGGAAUUGCCUUGUCUCUGUGAAAGACUACACCAGCCCUUCACGGAUAGUGAAGACUGGGGACUUUGGACUUGCAAGGGACAUCUAUAAAAAUGAUUAUUACAGGAAGAGAGGGGAAGGCUUGCUGCCUGUUCGCUGGAUGGCUCCCGAAAGUCUGAUGGAUGGAAUCUUCACUACUCAGUCUGACAUUUGGUCUUUUGGAAUUCUGAUCUGGGAAAUUUUAACUCUUGGUCAUCAGCCAUAUCCGCAUUCUAACCUUGAGGUUUUAAACUAUGUACAAGCCGGAGGGAGACUGGCACCACCAAGGAACUGUCCUGAUGAUCUGUGGAAUUUAAUGGCUCAGUGCUGGGCUCAAGAACCGGACUAGCGGCCUACUUUCCACAGGAUCCAAGACCAGUUGCAGCUAUUCAGAAAACUUCCUGUAAAUAAUAUUUCUCAGUGGAGAGGUGAAGCAAACACCCAUGGAGUCAUAAAUGAAGGCUUUGAAGGUGACAAUGACAAUACGACCAGUUUGAAGUCAGUUGAUGUUACACCAGUUGCUUUCAUGGAAACUAAGAACCAAGAAGGGUUAAACUACAUGACACUGGCUACAGAACACAGCCAGAGUGAAGACAAUUCUGAAGGUCCUCUGUGCUCCAAAGAAUCCGAGUCUUGUGGUAUGAGGAAAGGAGAGAAAGAGCCACAAGUAGACCGAGAGUUCUGCCAAGAGAAACAAGUGGCUUGCUGCCUUUCUGGCAAUCGUGAAGGCCUGAACUAUGCCUGCCUCAUGCACAGCGGGUCUGGGGAUGGGUCUGACUCCUAGCGCUUCUUGGAGGGACAGCGCUGAGACCAACAUCCCACUAGGCUGCUGGUGGGAGAAGAGGGCCUGGAUGUGGUGGUGUCGUCUGUGAUUCUGACUGCACACUGAGAAGGUCUGAGUCUAAUCUGCAUUCCCAGAGCCGGCUGGCAGCUGGCUCCACUUGUAGCAGUCCUCAUGCCACUGGCCACUGAGCUGUUAGGAAACACCACAGACAGGCAUUAGAGGCAGGUGUGGGUCCACUCAAACCCUCAGGAGGGAGAGGCAGUGGCCAAGCAGCCGGCCAGACUUCAGGUUUUCCAGAAGGUGCUGAGGAUAGGCCUAAAGACACGUCCAGAAGGAACCACUGCUCUAAUAAAAUAUUGUCUUUCAUGACCACUGUAAACCAGUUCAUGUUUUAGAGGUAUAAAAUAGUGGCUUUGGCCAUAUUGAAAAGAGGAUCAUGAAGGCAUGUGAGUCCCAAAGUUUGGCAUUCUAUGAACUCUGGGUCCAUAAAAACCAUGACUUGUGUGCUAUAA